This is a messenger RNA of Malania oleifera, 872 nucleotides long. RefSeq lists its product as uncharacterized. The record is from RefSeq and is a predicted model, not a curated record. The transcript has 3 exons. Lineage: Eukaryota; Viridiplantae; Streptophyta; Magnoliopsida; Santalales; Ximeniaceae. Bases 318 to 629 code for a protein of 103 amino acids.
UGGGAAGCCAGCUACGGCAAGGCAACGAAGUGUCGCCUCCGUGUGCGACACUAGGCGACGACACGGCAAGUGGCAGUUCCGUAAUAAACACUCAACCAUACCCUCAUUUCUGUAAUUUAGGAUUUUCUAUAUAUAUAUAUAUAUAUAUAUAUAUAUACCUCCACGCCCUCGCAUACACAUAAUCCCACAGACGUCACUGGCCCAACGAAUCCGACCACCCCGUCAUCCUGCUUCGACCUCUUCUCUCUCUCUCUCUCUUAGUUUUCUUCGCAAUACUCAAAAGAUUUCUUGCCGGAACUCGGAGACCGGUGGGCCUCAUGGAGGAUCGCAAGGAGAGGAAUGCCCCAUGGCUAUCUGUGCCACAAUUUGGGGACUGGGACCAGAAGGGGCAAGUGCCAGACUACUCCGUGGAUUUCUCCAAAAUCAGGGAAAUGAGGAAGCAGAACAAGAGAGAUGUCUCCAGAGCAAGUCUUGGAAACGAAGAAGACUUCAUUGCUGCCCCGGUUGCUGAUACCAAUUCCACAGUCCACGCCGAUCAUCAUCAGCACCACCAUUACCAGCAGAACCACGAAUCCCCAACUACGAGGAGGAGCAUACUCAGCUACUUCAACUGUUGUGCGAAAGCUUGAGGUCCAUGCGUGUGGAGCCUACUCUUGUAAAAUGAUAAUGUAUUGGAUGAACAGUACUCUUCUCGCUUCUGUGUCAUUUGCCAAUCAACUCCAUCUGUAUGUCUUUUCUCAUCCACCUUUUUGGAAGAUGAUAGUGAUGGUGAUGAUGAUGAUGAUGAUGAUGAUGAUGUGUGAUCAAGGUGAUCGAUCCAUGAAUGAUUUGUUCUUCUCUUUUUAACUUAAUCAUGUGGUUUAUUUUCUCAA